GCGCUUCUGUUCAUCUCGAAUUUUGUAAGCAGUCCAACUUGGGGGCUCCUUUAAGACAUCCAGCUGUAAUGCGAUUGCCUAUAACGAUGCCUCUUUUGUUAAUUAUACGGUUUGCGCGAUACUGAGUGGGCGUAGGAACCGAGAGGCGGCUUAACAAUUCUAGGAAACUGAUGCGAGCACAAUGUCUUUGCUGUUCUCAGCUGUUUACAUCUUACGUUGGUUUUUAGCCGACUGUAACACUUUGUUCUUUAAAGUGCGGAAAAGUAUUGAAGAGGGGAAACUGUACUAUGUGGUGAGCUUUGGAUUUUGUUUCGUAGCUGUGAUGGAUCGUGUCAGUCGUAGUGGCGACUUCCGUAUUUCUUGAAUGACAUUUUUUUAAGCACUUUGACUUUACUCCCAGCCAUCGCUGCAACUGACGUAUUUAAUGGAAAUCAGAUGAAAGCUCGUGAUUUUGACGCCUGGAUCAGACGCAUACAGUGCAUCUCUGUAUGCUGCGAAGCGACCAUGAAAUCCACCCCCCACCCCGAUAGCAAUAAAAAUGACAUAACUAAACAUCACUGACGCCGAAUUCAAUUACCCGUCUCCCAGAGCCAUUUACAAGGAACUUAUGACGGUAUAACCUUUAAUGAGGCCGGUGAUAGUCUUUUAGAGUGAAAGGAAGGUUGCAUCAGCACCAUCAUGUGCCUGCACGUUUGAGGCAGUUGUAAGGUUUAAUACAUUUUACACUUUGUUUCAUCUGGUUAGCUGGGGCUUGUCGUCACUGUGACCUAUAGUUUAUGCUACAUAUUCUGGUUGAUUACAUGAGCAGGGCCUGUGAUUCCUCCAUUGCAUUUCUCUAUUUAUUACCACAGCAUUAAUUGCAGCUGCUUUGCAUUGUGGAGCAUCUGUCUGAUCGGAGUGCUGGUUGUGGAAGAGUCCCAUCGCCGAUGCGGGGGCUGUUUGCCUGGCACUUGUCAGGGUUGCACAUAUGUACAGCGAUUUUCAGGCACACGGCUUGGAAGAAUAAGCAAAUUUUAUGAAGAAAAUUUAGCCUAAUUUAGCAAGUCGAAGAUGCAUCACAUUGCUUAGAUGGGCCAGGGGAAGUAAAGAGCGGUUAGAAUCUGUCCAGCAUCUUACAUGUUCUGUCUCAUUUCCCAGCGGCGUGAGGUGUUGUGGCACAGCAGGUAGUGAGGCGGUUAAGGAUCUUUUUGUGAGCUAAACUCCCAGGACAUUCCCUGCCGGCCUUCCCAUCAGUAGCGCAAGUUGGCCUCACCUCCUGCAGCGUACAAGUGCUUCUGCAAGCUAAAGGACUCACACUGGUUAGCUGGUGAUCAGAAAAACCGACCAGGUAGAGCUACCAGCACCCCCUACAGUGUAUGUGUGGCAACAACAUGUCUGUGCCGCUGCUCGCUGACGCCGUGACGAUAUCGGGGACGGAGAAGGAGACCGCUGCGGUGAUCUUCCUCCAUGGCCUUGGAGACACAGGGCACGGUUGGGCGGACACCUUGACGUCGAUCAGUGUGCCAUACAUCAAGUACAUCUGCCCUCACGCACCCCUGAUUCCUGUCACCCUCAACAUGAAGAUGAUGAUGCAUUCCUGGUUUGACCUGAUGGGUUUCAGCCCUGACUCUCCAGAGGACGAGGCUGGCAUCAAGCGAGCGGCAGAGAACAUCAAAGCCAUCAUAGACCACGAGACUAAGAACGGGAUUCCUGCCAAUCGUGUUAUGCUGGGCGGCUUCUCUCAGGGUGGCGCAUUAUCUCUCUACACAGCCCUUACCUGUCAGCAGCAGCUAGCUGGUGUGGUCGCCCUCAGCUGCUGGCUACCACUACAUAGGACCUUCCCUCAGGCAGCAAGUGGCAGUGCAAACCGGGAGACGCCCAUCCUGCAGUGCCACGGGGCGAAGGACAGCAUGAUUCCCUUGCAGUUUGGAGCCCUGACUUCAGAAAAGCUCAAGACUAUUGUCUCACCGCAGAAUGUCUCCUUCCGCAUCUUCCCUGAUGUUAUGCACGGCUCCUCCCCUGAGGAGAUGUCUGCAGUGAAGGAAUUCAUCAAGAAGCAGCUGCCCCGGAUUUGACCUUAUUAAUGCACUGUGAACCUAUACAGUGAUAUGUCACCUCCGACCUGCCAUUCCCUCACAGGAAACAGCCAUGAGCACCCUGCUAUCCACACACGCACACACACACACACACACAUACCAUCUAUACAGAUGUACUGGUAUAAACAUACUGUGAACAUGUACAUUGUGCGCACAGACUUCUCACAUAUGUUUUUAGCUUAAUUUGCCUACCCUUUCAGAUUCAUUCAUGACCAUAUUCACAGCGCAAACACUGUACUUCCUGUCUGCAAACUCAUGCCAUCCACACACACUGAAGUGCGUACACUGUAACAAACCGUGCGUACUCUGGCCUCAUCGUGAACCGGGGAGCUGCUGGUUGGCGCAGCCUCUCUUCCAGAACUCUCCUGCUCGAUCUUGACCUUUCUGGCCACCCCCACCCCCCUCACCCUUUCCUGUUGCGCUUCUCUCAUUUUCACUCCCUUGCUGUGUGUGUCUGUGUAUUUGUGUCAGUCACUGGGUCAGUUUACAGGUCACUUCCAGCUCAUCAAAGCCACCUACCCGCCUGUCUUAGGUCUCGCUUGGGGUUUUUUGAGCAGUCAGAAGCCCUUAAUUUCUUUCCCAGGAACUGCGCGCCCGGUCCAGUCCGGUCUGGUUUGAACUCAGUUGUGCUCCUGCAGGUGUUUCCUAUGAUGCUGCAUCCUGUGAUUCUUAUGGAGGUUGGUCAUGUUGUGUAACGGGUGCUUUUGUCUGUAUUCAGAUCUCAUAUCUGAUGUUUCAAUAAAUAAACAUACAAUAAAUACAUUUGAAUAAAACAGACCUAAGAAUUAAUGCAUAAUAGCCCACAUUCAUUUCUCUGGAUGCAAUUUGGACCUUAUUGUGUUGCAUCAGACAUCUUGUGUUUGUUGAUUUUUUUUUAAGCACUAUGUAUAGAUUCGACUUCAGGUUUUCAAAAUUCUGUAAAGUUUGAUUUGUGAUUCCUUACUGUUUCUAAAGGGGACACAAACCUGAAGUUUCUUGCUGGCUUAUGCACAAGACUUUUUUUGCGUCAGCUUGCAAGACGCAUAAAUUCGAACACAUUUGAAUAUCAGAAAAGAGAAGGGCAGUCAUUUUUUUUCCAAUGUCCCAGAAUUUGCUGGCCCUAUAACAAAUGUGUAUAUGUGUUUUUUUUGUUGUUUAAUACUCAAUAACGACUAAACAGAACACUCGGUUGCAUUUUAUAAUCAAUGAAUAAAUGCACCUAAUACCUCCACCAGUACAGAAUUGAAGAUGUGGCUCAGAAGAUAGCCCGCUCCGUACCCCUUGUAUGUUUGUGUAAUCCGGAUCAUUGGGUUGAACUGGAGAUAGAAUGGAAAGACUGUUUCCAAAACGUAACCAUCCUUUGCACAGCAAACUGACCCAAUGUAUUGACACUCCCAGGCCGGUCAAUUGCAUUUUGAGAAAGGCACCUAACAUGUAGACAGGCUGGAACUUUUCUAAAUAAAAAUCAAUAAUUUUAGACAGUUUGGAUUGGAUAUGACUGUAACCAUGACAGCAUGGGGGAAAAAGUAGGUGUUUCAUUGGUCCCUGGUUUGUUUUUCUCUUUCCCGGCCUAGCAUGAUUAUUGGUUCUUUUCCGUUUGCAAUUUGUGCUUGAUGGCACAGGAGGAAAACAUCUGUAUUGCUGUUCCUCGGCUAUUGCGUUCAUCUGUAUUUUCCUUCUUAAGUAACGCUGGUUUCGUAAUGAUCCCACCGUCAUGCUGGGUGGUCUCACCUCUGCUUGUGGCUCAUUUUGGGAGACAGGAUUACAAAAUAGAGGGAAGUGGUGAGGCUCUACAGGCAGGUGAUGUGUGCUUUUCCCCUUGUGAUUUCUGUUGACGUUAUUGAGUGACCAGACGCAUUUCCACUUCGUCUUCCUUCCCAUACCUGAUGCCAGAGCAGUUGGUCAUACAACUCACCUGUUAAUGGCGCUGGAUUGAACCGAACACUCAUUGGGCUGUAUCUUCUUACCCUGAAUUGUUUUGUCAUUGGUUGAAAUUUAUUCUGGUUUUUGUGUUUUUAUUUGGGUUUCAUUUUUCUCUUGUCAGCUUGUAAUGUCAUGUUAGUGUGGAUUUAUUUACUGACAGUAUGUUGGGGAUGUAAACCUUCUGUUAUGGGAGCAGUCAGUUUUUUUUAAUCGUUAAGGCACCUGUAUAUGAAAUAAAACGACUCAAAUACAA
Brienomyrus brachyistius is the source of this 4230-nucleotide messenger RNA. RefSeq names its product lysophospholipase 2 (gene lypla2). The transcript has 11 exons. Gene Ontology annotation, cellular component: cytoplasm. NCBI's taxonomy places the organism in Eukaryota, Metazoa, Chordata, Actinopteri, Osteoglossiformes, Mormyridae. Gene Ontology annotation, molecular function: palmitoyl-(protein) hydrolase activity; carboxylic ester hydrolase activity. The record is from RefSeq and is a predicted model, not a curated record. Gene Ontology annotation, biological process: protein depalmitoylation. Bases 1356 to 2054 code for a protein of 232 amino acids.